CCCCCCCCCGCUUCAGCUUCUUCAUCAUCAUCUUCUUCAUCAUCAUCAUCAGCAGCAGCAGCAGCGGCAGCCUCAGCAGCAGCCGCUGCUUCAGCUUCAUCAGCUGCAGAAACAGAAGCAGAGGCAGCGAUUCAUCGGCAGCCUGGAGAACAAACAAGCAGCACGCAUCUUGAAGAGGCGAGAGGCGAGAGGCGAGAGGCGCUCCAUGCGAGGGGAAGAUGGGGAAAUGGCACUUGCAGUUGACCAAAUGUAAGGAUCAAGAAAUCAAGCGAGAUCUUCACUUAUGACACAAACCCGGGUUUAUGCAUCAAUAGGAACUUUUUAGAGAACAAAAAGAGUACUCCUACCUGCGCCGAAAGAAACAUGGAUGUACCUUCGUCUUCUCUCCAGUACGGAUCAAAAAAGCGGGUUAAAAUUCACCCAAAUACAGUGACAGUGAAAUAUGCCACUCACUUUCCCCAGCCUGGCGAUGAAGGGUAUGAUGAUGCACCCUCUUUUGAGGAAUUUGGCGCCUUCGCAGAAGCUAAUACGGAAAAGAGACUGGUGUCGGACAGCAAAGGUGGCAGGACUUUCUUUGGAACCAUGGAGACCCAGCCUAAGCAGCCAAGCGUGCAAAGAGACAAAGGGGUCGGAGGCCAGCUGGCUAGCUUUGGCGAGGCGAAUGUGUUGGCCUCCAGGGUGACCUGGAUGGCCUUGUUUGGGGCCGCGGUGGCUCACGGUUGUGUGGCACUGAUUACCCGUUUAGCAGCCGACCGCUCUAAGGUGCCCUCCCUCGAGUUGCUCUUUAUUCGCUCUGUGAUCCAAGUGCUGUCCAUCGUGGUAGUCUUCUACUACCACGAGGCCCCCUUUGGCCCUAAGGGCUACCGUCUGCGUCUCUUCUUCUACGGCGUCUGCAACGUAAUCUCCAUCACCUGCGCCUACACCUCUUUUGCUAUAGUACCACCCAGUAAUGGCACCAUCAUGUGGCGUGCCUCUACCACAGUCUUCAGUGCAAUACUGGCCUUCCUGCUCCUGGAUGAGAGGCUGGGCUACACAGAUGUGGUCACAGUGGUGGGAAGCGUGUUUGGUCUGUGCCUGGUCAUGGUGCCAAACGUAGCAGACGAGGAGAAGUCCAGGCUGGGUUUUUGGAAGGAGGCCUUUGGCUACACAAUGACAGUGACGGCCGGUUUGACAGCUGCCCUCUCCAUGAUCGUCUACAGAGCCAUUAAGGAGCGCGUCAGCAUGUGGACGGCGCUCUUUACCUUCGGCUGGACGGGCACAGUGUGGGGUGCCUCCACCAUGUUUAUCAUGCAGGAGCCCAUCAUUCCUCUAGAUGGGGAGACCUGGGGCUAUUUAAUUGGGAUCUGUAUCUGCUCCACCGUGGCAUUCCUCGGAGUAUACUAUGCUCUAAACAAAUUCCAUCCAGCCUUAGUUAGCACCGUGCAGCACCUAGAGAUCGUGGUUGCCAUGUUCCUCCAGCUCAUUGUUCUGAGGAUGAUCCCGUCCAUCUACGACGUCAUCGGAGGCCUGGUCAUCAUGAUCAGUGUGUUCACCCUAACAGGAGUCAAGCUGUACAGGGUGAGCAGGGCCAUUCGGCAGGAUUAUCAAGAGAUCCUAGACUCACCCAUCAAAUGAGUUUAGAAAAUGUCAGUCUAUUUGUUUACAAUGUUGCUUGGUUGUGCAAUUUAAAGAAUGUCUGAUGAUUUUGUAUCGUUGUGUUGUUGGAAGAGUGUCAGUUGUGUAACUAAUGUCUCAAUAUUUGUGUGUGAAAUAAAAGACAAACGUAAUAUGGUGACUGUUUCCCCAUGAUAAUACUGCUUUAAUGUCAGCAAGAAACCCCCCCAAAAAAACAAGAGUCCGUUUAACUUUUGUGAUUUAUUUCGCUCCAAGAUUUGAAUCUGGUCUUGUGAGUGGCAGUGUAAGAAGAUCAGUUUAAUGAUAUGCAUCUUUUGUAAUCAUGACAUCAGCAAGGUGUGUCGUAUCCCUCUCUUGUCACACUGCCACACUUGUCACAAUGUGUAAAUGUCAGCCCAGAAAUCAUUCAUACUACAUACAAGGAAUGAAAGAAUAAAAAUGAAUACCACCCACCUUUCUUAAAAUAA
Seriola aureovittata is the source of this 2081-nucleotide messenger RNA. It is a transcript of the gene slc35g2b, whose product is annotated as solute carrier family 35 member G2b. Bases 364 to 1614 code for a protein of 416 amino acids. The transcript is spliced from 2 exons. Gene Ontology annotation, cellular component: membrane. Lineage: Eukaryota; Metazoa; Chordata; Actinopteri; Carangiformes; Carangidae. The record is from RefSeq and is a predicted model, not a curated record.